This is a messenger RNA of Amoebophrya sp. A25, 4709 nucleotides long. Lineage: Eukaryota; Dinophyceae; Syndiniales; Amoebophryaceae. The record is from the annotation of a GenBank genome assembly.
GUGGGUUCCGAAUACCACCGAUGUCAAGACAGCCUUUCUGCAGGCUGACAAAUUUGAUGUACCUCCCUCGGAUGACGGAAAGAAGCUGGAGCAACAGAGCCAGGAUGUAGGGACGAAAAUGAGGAAAGAGCUGAAGAAAGCAGAAACAACAGAGGUAGAACCUUCACAAGGAGGACGAGAAACCCAUUGCAUCAUGCGACAAGGAAAGGAGAAAGGAUCACAGCCAGAACCAGGAGGAACACGAACAUUCGAUGGAGUUGAGGACUCCAACACAAAGAUCAAAGUGGCGAAAAGUCGUGAACUGUCCUCAACAUCAAAAAGUGUCAUGGGAGGUUCGCAGACUAAGCUCGGGAGGUCUUCAAGCGAUGUUUUCGUCAUGUUGCCAACGGAAAUGCGCCCGUUUCUUGGUGAAUACACUACGUCAGAGAAGAUGUUCCUCCAUCAGCAGCAGAUGCUCUAUUAUGGACGAGAAGUCAUGGGGACGAGUCGUAGGGUUUUCUAACUUAUUGAAAUAUAAAGUUCAGCGUAGGAUGAGCAGGGAUUUUGUACUACCUUAGAAAAAGGAAAUCAGACUCAGUCGUGUCCGUAAUUCAAGAGCUUCGAAUUUGGCCUGUAGCACCAGGCGUGACUAGUAUUAUACCAUCGUUUUUUACAAUCAUCAGCGGGUGCCAGAAUAGUGCAAGGUAGAAAUGUCGAUGUCCGCCCCUCUUCAUAUUCAUGUGAGACGGAAUGUCAUGUCUCGUCAGGGAUACGCUGACCGCGCGGCCUUCGAACUCCAUAACCCGUCUACUCACAAAGGGCUGGAGAGGUUACUAAAGACCCAUACGAUCCGUAAGCUCGAUGAUGUUGUCGCUGAGACGAUACACAAACGACCAGCCGCUAAACGCCGCGCACUGCCGGGAGGGGACGAUAGCACAUCUGGCCACCGCAUGGCUGAGCUUGAAGACAAAGUAGAUCGCUCGCGUUGUUCCACAAGGACCCGUGGAACACAAGAGCACACUGUCAGAACGCCAAGUAAAGCGUCGACGCGGAAAAGGAAGAACCACGUAGAAGUUCAUAAGGCAAAAGGUAAAAGCACCACUUUGGAGAAAAGCAAAGUCCUGCCUGAGCGAUUUCUGCUGACGAAUCGCACAAUAAAACUUCGCCAUCUUCUGAGGCUGAAAAAGCCUGUAAACGGCGUGCGUGAUGGGCCAAAGCGCUUCUACGACUCUCUGAAAGCGCACCUGCUGCGCAUUGGAUUCAAACAGAGCUCCUUGGAACCAACCAUGUUCUAUUUCUAUGAGGAACAUCGGCAAAGUAGGAACGAAAGAACUUCAUCUUCAAGAAUAGUAAAUCACGAUGAAGAAGCGGAUAGUACAACUAGUUGUACUAAGACUUUGAUAGGUUUUGUUCUGGUUUACGUUGACGACCUGCUGCAUGCCGGAAAUUCGCGCUUCUACGACGAGGUGUAUCCUCGUAUACCUAAGGCCUGUUCAUCAUCAACAUCAUUUUUAUCUGGUAUUUAUGGCAGAGUAGUUUAUAGCACGCAUGGUGCAUGGAGUGCAUGGAGUAGCAUGGAGUGCAUGGAGCGCAGAGCUUUAAGGGGCGCAAGAGGCUCCCCCUUUAGCUCCAUGCUACUCCAUGUGAUCCAUGCACUCCAUGCCGUGCGAGCUGUGGAACCUUAUAUUAUAAACUGCUCUGCUAUGGCCUAUCUCCCAGAGUGGAAGGAUUCUCAUUGAUUUUACGGGGAUUUCAAUGGGAGGAAUUGGAAAGGGAAUCUGCAUCGACUCAACCACAGAUAAUAGUCUAAUUCUAGACAACCUCAACCACAUCAAGAAAGAGAAGAAGCACUAAUUAAGUUAUAUGUCGCUCAGCGUCAAAAGAUACCUCCAGAACAGGCAAAUGAAUGAAUGAAUGAAAUCAACUGCCUCCGCUAAUAUACUUGAGCGAUUCCAAGUGGGAGCGAUGGAGUCUGCCUCAGCGCCGAAGGGGAUGAUGUACGUCGGACACAAGAUAUCUACCUCGUCUUUAGUACUUGCUUCUAACGAGGACACCUAUGGCAAAAAUGGUUAUGAAAAAUUUUCGCGCAUUACCUUGGACGUGAGCUCUAGAGUCGAUGGAUGGGCCCCAUUGAUCGAGAGUUCCAGCAUUGUCGCUCGUGUCCUCUCUAGUACUAGUGCUACAGAACUCGAUAGUAGUUCUCCAACUCCAACUUGUAAAGAUAGUCUAGAACCACGAACAAGAACAGCUACGGCCGUUGCAGUUGCACAGGAGAAGGACACGGCUUCAGCAGUAGUUUCAACUCUCGAGGACCACAAGCACAAGACCAAGACAGAGUCAGAGAUUAAAAAUUGUGAUACUAUUAUCAGGCGCAGUGAUUCUGCUGCUGCCGUUGCAGAUUAUCUGGCAUCUACCAAGGGUUCACAAGAAGCUUCUCCACGCCACACUGUCGCGGAAAUUGAGGCAGCUGAUUUCGAUCAACUGCUGAAAGAGCUGCAAAUAGACGUUGGAAAAGUGACUUCGCUGCGAGACUCGCGGCCAGACAUUUUGUUCCUCCUUGCUCGUUGGCACGCCUACUACAACAUCGCGAAGCUGUGUAAUGAGCGGGACACAGUGCGCCUAGCUGCCUGUCUCCAGGACUUCAAGGAAAUUCUGAGCUCGCUCUCGAGUCGGAGCACAUCUUCAUCUUCUUCUCAGAAUGGAGGCACCAAAACCACUGUAGCAUUGAAGUUUUUGUGUCCGACAUCAUCCAGAACUCCAUUAUACAACAAGUCGUCAUUGGGAGAAGUACAGACGGAAGAAUCGGCUCCAAGUCCAAGCCCAACCAAAACGCGGAUGAUAACGUCUCCAAGUAGCGCUAACACUGCACUAACUGCAUCGACCUCAAUAGAUUUUAGCGAGCAAAAGAAGAUGAACAGGUGUGCUGGAAGUCCUCCCGUCCCGAAACGAGGUUCUUGUAGUAGAAGUACUGAAGGCCGCCAUGAAGAUCCUGUGCUACAUCUGGUUGUCCAUCUGGAUUCCCGUGUGUUGAGUGGAGCAGAUGAGUCUUCUGAACCUAGUACCAGGACCAGCGAUGACUCCUCUAAGCCUAAGGAUAGUUUUUUCCAUUUCGUGCAAGGAUACACCAUUGGACUUGCAGAGAGCCUCCGCAGAGAGAAGCCGCGUGAUGCGCAAGACCUUCCAAGAAUCACACAGAAAAACUACAGGCGAAGCGAUGAACAUCAACUCCUGUUUGAACAGUCCACGCACCGACGCACAUCAACAAGCCUAAAGAAGUGGAAGAGCAAGAGGAGCAACCGCACAUCCACGACAAAGUGCACUUCUAGGCUUCUGUCUCUUCUAGACUGGCAAUCCACAAUCGUGAAGUAUUCCUGUAAAGCAACGGCGCAAAAGUACAACACUUGCGAGGAAGUGUCCACAGCGGUCAAAAAUUUUGCAGGAAACAAGGCGAACAACAACAACAAGGUUAACAAGAACAUGCAGGUGUCGCUUACUUAUCCUGUCCUUUUGACACUUAUCCGGAUAGUCGAAGAUAUCGCAACAAUGCGCAAGCUUUUCUCCGAAGCAAACGGAUACUUCUUAGAUCACGGUGUAGCUGAACAAGGCCAAGCGGUCUCCUCAGCGUCAUCAUUCAUUGAGGGUGCGGGCCAUUCUUUAUCAACAACAUCAGAAUUGUCGUGUGUACAGCGACAGCAGUCUUCAGAUACCAGAGUCGGGAAGCCGCAUAGCGCAGAUCGAGCACCAGGGCAUCAUGAAAGUCUAUCAAAGAAGUUCGAAGUAUCAAAUAAUGUUGUAGUCGUUAUCCCUCGUAGAGGAGGCGGAGCAGCAAUAGCUCCGCUUCUGCGCCGCAUCCGCAUGUUGAUGUGGCAGGAGGAGAACAGAAAUAAGAACAAUUUUGCGUGUGACCCUCUGACGAAGAAGGAAAUGUCGACGGCCGCGAGCAAGUUUUCAGGGGAAAAUGCUUCAGCGUCUUCUGGAUCUAGCAGCACGAAAAACCAGAAAUCCAAAUCGUCGAAUGUAAAAACACCAAGGACAGAGGUGACAAACAAGAAGAACGAGAGGAACAUGUAUAAUGCACCGACUUCACCACCAAAUAAAACUACUUUAAUUACUACAUCUUCACUCGAAAACCGAAAGCAAAACACUGAUAAUACCAGUAGUCAUGCCACAGGCACACAAGAUGAGGAUGUCAUGAAGAUACAGAUGGAUGAGCAGUUUGUCGGACUGGCAAAAACUGAGCAAAAAACCGCAGAGAAAUUACUCCAGGCCCUUGAACAGCAUGGGCUCCGUUUUUUGCCACGACUCGUGUACAGGAGAGAAAAUCAACUAUCCACAGCAUUAGUUUUUCUUCACAAAAUGCAUCGGGGGACCAAAAGCAACACUAUCUCAACUACGAGAAAGCCACAAGAAGCAUAUCGGGGCUAUCUCAAUCGCAAACUUUUGAGAGGAAAACUCCACUCGUCUAGUUGCCGUUUACGGGAAGGUCAUACAAAUUCAGUGCAUACAAGUAGACAUCACAGAUUGGCGGCAACUAGGCCAGAAGCACAGACUUUGACUCGAUCAUCAAAUCAUCACAGGGUAAGAAAUAGACAUUCACGCAUACGGGGACCCUAUGUCAAAAAGAAAGGAAGCGCGCUGUUGCGUUUUCUUCACUGCAGUUCUACACCGACAUCGUGCACCUGGUAGAGUCCACAGAUCGAUGAUCAAUCAACAACCUCAAAUCUAGCGAC